AUGAAGUCCGGGCCGAUAUUGCUCUUUGUACUUCUAUCGUUCCUUUGUGUUAGCUAUUGUAAAGAUCUGAUUGUGGGAUCAAGUUAUAACAACAGAUUGAUAUGGCAACAAAAAGCUGAGUACAAUGCCAUCCCACUCAAGAAACGAGUUAAGGAGGUGUUCUUCUCUGAUCCAGGACAACAAAUCAUCAAGGGUAUAAUUCUCCGUGAUUUAGACCACACCGAUGCCACCGCUAGCAUCACUGCUGGAGGUGUAGGUUUCUCAUACGCCAACGUGAGACUGAAGAGUGACCGAGGAUCAGGACUUAACUACCAGAUCGAGAUUUACGUUUAA
Molecule: messenger RNA, 333 nt
Organism: Arctia plantaginis
Lineage: Eukaryota; Metazoa; Arthropoda; Insecta; Lepidoptera; Erebidae
Source: the annotation of a GenBank genome assembly